Molecule: messenger RNA, 1069 nt
Organism: Puntigrus tetrazona (Sumatra barb)
Lineage: Eukaryota; Metazoa; Chordata; Actinopteri; Cypriniformes; Cyprinidae
Gene: akap14
Product: A-kinase anchoring protein 14
Exons: 1
Coding region: 385-864 (159 amino acids)
Cellular component (GO): cAMP-dependent protein kinase complex
Molecular function (GO): protein kinase A regulatory subunit binding
Source: RefSeq, a predicted model, not a curated record
UAAAGAUAGAUGGGCAUAGGUAAAUACGAAUUACAAUUAUUAUGUAUGAUUAAAAAUAAAAUGAUUAAAACUAGCAUAAUGAUAAAGGGUUUCACAAUGCCAAAAGAAUAAUAAUGGUUUUGACAAUAGGCCUAAUUUUCUGUAUGCAACUUCAUUGUAUUAUUUGAUUAAGUUUUUGAACAUAGGUUUUGAUUAUUCAUUUAUGAGUCAGGGAAACUCCCAGUGGUUAACAGCUAACGUUAGACGGGCGUUUCUAUGAAUAACCAUUUAAAAUCUGGGUUUGUUGAUGAUACAAAGAAUGUCACACAAAUAUAAGUAAAAAGGCGUUAAUAGUGGACCGCUAAAAACAAAACGUCGCGUUUUGGUGCGCCGGCGGCCAUCACCAUGGCAACCGACGUCAACAUUUCAGAAACGCUGACGACUAUGGAGACGGACGAGGCGAAUAACGCGCAAAGCGGACGUGCGAUCAAAAACAUCGACUGGAUUCCGUGCAAAGACUUCACGGUCGAGAUCGGAGAGCAACAGAUCAGACAGUAUAUGGACACAUGGGAGAUAGAGACGCCCGGCUGGCUCUACAGCGUGAGGUUUCUCCGGCAGACGGAGCUGGAGUUUAAGACGCAGUUCCAGUACGAAGCCAAAUGGAGCACGCCGACCCCAAGCGCCCCGAUCCCGAGAGCCACGGCCAGCGUGUAUUUCACCAUAGAGAUCUCCAAAGCAAAGCCAAACACUCUGCCCGUGGACGUUCACUUCCUCGUCGAAAGCAAAAGGUCCGAACACAUUCCGGGACAAACGAGGUUCAGGGAGAAAUGGCUGAUGGAUGUCAUUGAGAGCAAGGCUUUGCUGAUGGACACCGUUGACUUUUAAUACUUGUCGUCUACACUCGCUGUUUACAAACGAUCACUUUCAAUGUCGAAUGAUUUAACUUGCGCUUCAUGCGCAAAUACUGUAGCGUCACAAAAAUAUCUCGUAUUUACAACAGCGCGCUGUUUCUGUGUACCGCGAAUUCUCUUAAACGCCAAAUGACUAAAUAAUAGCAAAAUAAUAAAUUGUUAUCUCUAUAUAAAGUGAA